CUGGGGUCUGUCAUGGCCAGUGGCAGCAGUCUAGAGGAUGAAGAAAACGAAGAGGGAACCCUGGAGAAGUUGACAGUUAGGCUACAAAACGUCCAGGAAGGAAAGCAGAUAGAAACCGUGAUCCAAAUCCUAGAAGAUAUGAUGCUGUUAACGUUCACAGAUCACGCUGCCAAGUUGUUUAAAGGCAAAAAUGUCCAUAUCCCCUUGCUACUUGUUUUGGAUUCCUACAUGAGAGUUGCAGGUGUGCAACAGGUGGGUUGGUCACUUCUCUGUAAAUUGACAGAAAUUUGCCCUGAUAUAAUGCAAAGCUUAAUGGGUCCCCAGGAUGUUGGAAAGGAUUGGGAAGUCCUUGGUGUUCACCAACUGAUUCUUAAGAUGUUCACUGUUCACAAUGCUAAUAUAACCCUUUCAGUGAUUGGACUGAAGACAUUAGAUCAGCUCCUAACUUCAGAUUUGAUGGCUUUGAGAAUCUUGGAAGAAGAUUGCAGUGAUGUAUUUACAUUAAUUUUUGAUGCCAUGCAUACAUUUACAGCAAAUGAAGAGAUCCAAAAGUUUGGGUGUAAAGUUUUACAUGUGCUUUUUGAGAAAGUUUCAGAAGAACAACUGACUGAAUUUAUUGAGAACAAAGAUUAUAUGUUUUUGCUGAAUGCAUUAAAAAGAUUUAAUCAUGAAGAAGAAGUUGUUUUUCAUGUUCUUCACAGUUUACAUUCCCUUGCACUCCCAUGUAAUAAUGUUGAAGUUCUAAUGAGUGGAAAUGUCAGAUGCUACAAUAUUGUGGUAGAAGCCAUGAAAACGUUUUCGAACAGUGAAAAAAUUCAAGAAGUUGGUUGCUGUUUGUUACACAGGCUUACGUUGGAUAAUUUCUUUAAUAUCCUGGUUUUAAACGAGGUUCAUGAGGUCAUUGUGAAAGCUGUUAAAAAAUACCCAGAGAAUGCGCCCUUACAGAUUGCAGCACUAAGCUGCUUGGCUCUCCUCACUGAAACCAUCAUUUUAAACCGAGAUUUAGAAGAAAAGAAUGAGAAUCAGGAAGAGGAUGAGGACAAUAAAUUAUGCUGGUUAGAAGCCAGUUACAGAGCAUUGACAUUGCACAGAAAGAACACAGAUGUGCAGGAAGCUGCAUGCUGGGCUUUAAACAAUCUACUUAUGUAUCAAAGCAAUUUACAUGAAAAUAUUGGCGAUGAAGAUGACCAGUAUCCAGCUCACAGAGAAAUGGUACUUUCCAUGCUAAUGCAUUCUUCAUCAAAAGAAGUAUUUCAGGCAGCUGCUAAUGCAUUGUCAACUCUAUCAGAACAAAAUGAUGAGAGUGAGUUUCAGAUUACAGCUGCCGUUUUAUCCCUUCCUUCUUUGAAUAGAGUUUUACACAUACACUUUGAUUAUUUUAUUGGAAAUCCUGGAAUUCAAAUAUGUGGACUAAAAAUCAUUUCUUCUUUAGUAAAUUGUUCUGGUGCAUUAGAAAUGUUUUCUCAACAAGGGGCCCUUGAUUCAGUGUUGCAUACUCUACAGAUGUAUCCAGAUGACAGAGUAAUUCAAUGCCUGGGUUUGAGUCUACUGGGAAGUUUGAUUACAAAAAAGAAUUUGUGCACAGAAACACAGGAUCUACUUGCAAACAUUCUGGUUUCCAGCUUACAACGAUUUAAGGAUGUUGUUGAAGUACAGAUAAGUGGAUUUCAAACAACUUUGGCAAUACUUGAAUUAUCACUCUGCUUUGCAAGGCUGCUGCUAAACUAUCAUUCAUAUGACUCACUAAUUUUUUAUCAGUUAUCCCGGUGUUUCACUGAACAAAUGGAUCAUCAGUUUCAGAAUCUUUGUUGCAAGUUAUUUGCCAAAAUAACUAGUGAUGAUGAUAUUAAAAAUGUACUACUGGUGAGAGCCUGUGAGGAGAAUAAUAGUUUCAUGGCUGAAUGUCUCCUCCUUUUGGGAGCUGAUAUUAAUAAAGUGAAUGGAAAAACUUCUUUGAUCUGCCAGGUUUGUGAAAAGGAAAGCAAUCCCAAAUUAGUGGAACUGUUGCUAAAUAAUGGAUCACGGGAACAGGAGAUUCGGAAGGCACUGAUGAUCAGCAUAAAGAAAAAUAACAGUCAGGUUAUCAGUUUACUAUUAAGGAAGCUUGGCCUGGAUCUUGCCAAUAGCAGCAUUUGUCUCGGAGGAUUUUGUAUUGGAAAAAUUGAACCUUCCUGGCUUAGUCCUUUAUUUCCAGAUAAAUCAUCUAAUUUAAGAAAAAAAACAAACACAGGAUCUGCAAUGGCAAGAAAGAUACUAAGAUAUCAAAUGAAAAGUUUGUCAGAAGAUGGAACAAUACCAAGCAGUGAUGGGAGUUUUCCUGAAGAUCAUCUUGAUAAAUAUGGUGAUUGGACCUUUAUACCUGAGUCUUCUAUAGAUUAUGUAUUUGGUGAUGAUCUUGAUAGUGAAGGAAGUGAAGGUUCCUUUCUUAUGAAAAAGAAAUCAAGCUCUUUUAAUGUGGGAGAUCUUUAUAAAGAUCCUGCCUUGCAGCUUGGUUCAGCAACUUUGGAAAGACAUUCUGCUUCAAUGGAAACCAGUUUCGAUCAUGAAGAAUUAUUGAAGAAAAGAAGAGACUUAUUUUCUUCAGAUGAUUCUGUUCGAUCUUCAAAAUUUCACUCCCAUUUGAGGCAGUCAGACAGCGUUUUUACUCUAACCUCAGAAAGAGAAUGUAUAAAGUCAUUGGACCUUUCAGCAAAUGAACUAGAAGAUAUUGAUGAUAUAAGCAAGAAAUGCUGUUUAAGUGAUCAUUUGACACGUCUUGAGAAACUGGAGCUUCAUCAGAAUUCACUUAAAAGAAUUCCCCAACAACUCUGUGAAACUUUAAAAUGUUUGAAAUAUUUGGACUUACACAGUAACAAAAUCACAUCAAUUCCUGCCUAUUUCUUGAAAAUGAAUUGCAUUGCAAAUCUUGAUAUCUCCCGUAAUGACAUUGGACCUACUAUAAUUUUGGAUCCAUCUAUCAGAUGUCCAACCCUGAAGCUGCUCAAUCUCUCCUACAAUCAGCUAUCCUCUGUCCCUGAAUUUCUUGCAGAUGUCAUAGAAAAUCUAGAACAGCUUCUUUUGGAAGGGAACAAAAUAUCAGAAAUACAUUCACCUUUGCACUUGAAGGAACUGAAGAUUUUAAACCUUAGUAAAAACCACUUAUCCUCAAUAACUGAAGACUUUUUUGAGACGUGUAGUAAACUGGAAGUUUUUAGUGCCAGAAUGAAUUUGCUUGUUACUAUGCCUCGCUUGCCUUCUAGCAUAACCAUUUUAAAUAUUUCACAAAACAAAUUUACAUGUGUUCCAGAAGUAAUUCUCAACCUUCCACAUUUGAGGUCAUUAGAUUUGAGCAGCAAUGAAAUUCACAGUCUACCUGGGCCUGCACACUGGCAAUCAUUAAACUUAAGAGAACUCUUGUUUAAUCAUAAUCAAAUCAGCAUUUUGGACUUAAGUGAAAAAGCAUAUGCAUGGUCACGGAUGGAGAAACUACACUUGUCCCACAAUAAACUGAAGGAGAUUCCUCCAGAAAUUGGUUUUCUUGAAAAUUUAACAUCUCUUGAUGUGAGUUAUAAUUUGGAGCUGAGAUCCUUUCCCAAUGAAAUGGGGAAAUUAACUAAAAUCUGGGACCUUCCUUUGGAUGAAUUGCAUCUCAAUUUUGAUUUUAAGCAGAUAGGAUGCAAGACCAAAGACAUCAUAAGGUUUCUUCAACAGAGGUUAAAGAAGGCUGUGCCCUAUAAUCGAAUGAAACUUAUGGUUGUGGGAAAUACUGGCAGUGGGAAAACUACAUUGUUACGACAGUUAAUGAAAUCUAAAAAAAGAGAGUUGAACCCUCCAAGUACUACAGUAGGCAUAGAUGUAAAAGAUUGGUUUAUCCAGGUGUGGAGCAAAGGAAAGAAAGAGCUGAUCCUAAAUGUCUGGGAUUUUGCAGGGCGAGAAGAGUUCUACAGCACUCACCCUCAUUUUAUGACACAACGAGCACUGUAUCUUGCUGUAUAUGACCUUAGCAAAGGAUAUGCUGAAGUAGAUGCUAUGAAGCCAUGGCUCUUCAACAUAAAGGCUCGGGCUUCUUCCUCACCGGUGAUUCUGGUUGGCACCCAUUUGGAUGUUUCUGAUGAGAAACAGCGAAAGACUUCCAUAAGCAAAAUCACUAAGGAGCUCUUAAACAAAAGAGGGUUCCCCGAAAUACGAGAUUAUCAUUUUGUGAAUGCUACAGAAGAAUGUGAAGCAUUGGUAAAACUUCGGAAAAGUAUCAUAAAGGAGAGUCUGAAUUUCAAGAUCAGAGACCAGCCCGUUGUAGGACAGCUAAUUCCAGACUGCUACUUGGAACUUGAGAAGAAAAUUUUAUUGGAGCGAAAGAAUGUACCCACAGAAUUUCCAGUAAUCAAUCAGAAGCGAUUGGUACAGCUGGUAAAAGAAAGUCAGCUACAGUUGGAUGAGAAUGAACUUCCUCAUGCAGUUCACUUCCUAAAUGAAUCAGGUGUCCUGCUACAUUUCCAAGACCCAGCACUGCAGUUAAGUGACUUGUAUUUUGUGGAACCUAAAUGGCUAUGCAAAAUGAUGGCACAGAUUUUGACAGUGAAAGUAGAAGGUUUUGCUAAAUAUCCGAAGGGUAUUAUUCAGCGUUCAGAUGUGGAAAAGUUCCUUUCAAAGAAGAGUAGAUUUCCCAAGAACUACAUGUCUCAGUACUUUAAACUCCUGGAAAAGUUUCAGAUUGCUUUACCAAUAGGAGAGGAGCAUUUGCUAGUUCCAAGCAGUUUGUCUGAUCAUAGACCUGUGAUAGAACUUCCCCACUGUGAAAACUCUGAAGUUAUUGUUAGGUUGUAUGAAAUGCCUUAUUUUCCCAUGGGAUUUUGGUCCAGACUAAUCAGUCGAUUACUUGAAAUUUCUCCUUACAUGCUUUCAGGAAGAGAACGGGCCCUUCGCCCCAAUAGAAUGUAUUGGAGACAAGGCAUCUACCUGAACUGGUCUCCUGAAGCCUAUUGCCUGGUAGAAUCUUCAAUUCUGGACAAUAGCUCAGAGAGUUUCUUGAAAAUUACAGCGCCUUCCUGCAGAAAAGGUUGUAUUAUUUUGGGACAAGUUGUGGAUCACAUAGAUUCUCUCAUGGAAGAAUGGUUUCCUGGUUUGUUGGAAAUAGAUGUUUGUGGUGAAGGAGAAACAUUGUUAAAGAAAUGGGCUUUAUAUAGUUUUAAUGAUGGUGAAGAACAACAAAAAAUACUACUUGAUGAUUUAAUGAAGAAAACUGAAGAAGGAGACCUCUUAAUUAAUCCAGAUCAACCAAGACUCACUAUCCCGAUAGGCCAUAUUGCUCCUGAUUUAAUUUUGGCUGAUCUGCCUAGAAAUAUUAUGUUGAAUAAUGAUGACUUGGAAUUUGAACAAGCACCAGAAUUUCUUUUAGGUGAUGGUGGUUUUGGAUCAGUUUAUCGAGCAUCCUAUAAAGGAGAAGAAGUAGCUGUGAAGAUUUUUAAUAAACAUACAUCUCUUCGGCUGUUAAGACAAGAGCUAGUGGUGCUUUGCCAUCUCCAUCACCCCAGUCUGAUAUCUUUGCUUGCUGCUGGUAUUCGCCCCCGAAUGUUGGUAAUGGAAUUAGCUUCAAAGGGCUCUCUAGAUCGGUUACUUCAACAAGACAAAGCUAGCUUAACCAGAACACUCCAGCACAGAAUAGCACUACACGUUGCUGAUGGCUUACGAUAUCUGCAUGCAUCAAUGAUUAUAUAUCGUGAUCUGAAGCCUCAUAAUGUUCUGCUUUUUACCCUGUAUCCUAAUUCUGCAGUCAUUGCCAAGAUUGCAGACUAUGGUAUUGCACAGUACUGCUGCAGAAUGGGAAUAAAGACAUCUGAAGGAACAGCAGGAUUUCGUGCACCUGAAGUUGCCAGAGGAAAUGUAAUUUACAACCAGCAGGCUGAUGUCUAUUCAUUUGGUUUGCUGCUUUAUGAUAUUUUGACAACAGGAAGUAGAAUUCUAGAAGGAUUGAAAUUCCCAAAUGAAUUUGAUGAGUUAGCUAUACUUGGGAAAUUACCGGAUCCAGUAAAAGAAUAUGGUUGUACUCCAUGGCCUAAGGUAGAAAAUUUAAUUAAGAAAUGUCUGAAAGAAAAUCCUCAGGAAAGGCCAACAUCUGCCCAGGUAUAUGAAAUUUUGAACUCAGCUGAAUUAAUAUGUCUCAUGAGAUAUAUUUUAAUACCCAAAAUUUUUGUAGCAGAAUGCAUGGUUGCUACAAAUCAAAGCAGCAAGAAUGCAGUUAUCUGGCUGGGUAGUGGGAACAAUGAUGCUGGACAACUAUCCUGUCUUGAGAUAAAUUCUGAAAGACACACCUCUGAGGAUGUGACAGAGAGCAGAAUAUUGUGUCUUGCCCUUGUGUGUCUUCUGGUUGAAAAGGAAAGCUGGAUUGUAGCAGGAACACAGUCUGGUACCCUAUUGGCAGUGAAGACAGAAGAUGAUAAAAAGAGCCACACACUUCAAAGAAUGACUGAUUCUGUUACUUGCUUAUACUGCAAUUCUUUUUCCAAGCAAAGCAAACAAAAGAAUUUUCUUCUGGUGGGAACAGCAAAUGGCAGGUUGGCUAUUUUUGAGGACAGAAGCGUUAAGGAUGAAGGAGCUCCUCCUUUGAAGACAUUAAAUAUAGGAAAUGUAAGCACUCCACUAAUGUGUUUAAAUGAAUCCAUCUAUUCAUCAGAGAAAAACAUAAUCUGGGGAGGAUGUGGCACCAAGAUUUUCUCACUUUCCAGUGAUUUCUCCAUUCAAAAAUUUAUUGAGACAAAAACCAAUCAACUGUUUUCUUAUGCAACAUUCAGUGAUUCCAACAUCAUUUCAAUCGUGGUGGACAAAGCUAUCUAUGUGGCUAAGAAAAACAGUCAUUUUGUUGAAGUAUGGGACAAGAAGACAGAGAAACUUUGCGUACUCAUAGACUGUGUGCAGUUUUUAAAAGAGCGUAUGGUAAUAUUAAGCAAGGAAUCAAAACAUAAAAUGAUUUAUUCUGGAAGAGUAAAGACCCUCUGCCUGCAAAAAAAUACUGCCCUCUGGAUUGGUACAGGAGGAGGUCACAUCUUACUGGUUGAUCUUUCAACACAUCGCAUCAUACACAUAAUUCAGAACUUUUGUGAUUCUAUCAGAGCAAUGAUGACGGUCCAGUUAGGGAGCCUAAAAAAUGUCAUGCUGGUUUUGGGGUACUGCCAAAAAAAUAGUGAAAGUACUCAGCACCAAAAAGAAAUGGAGUCUUGUUUGUCUGUAUGGGACAUUAACCUACCACAUGAGGUUGAAAACUUGGAGAAGCACACAGGAGUUAGAAAAGAAUUAGCUGAAAAAAUGAGAAGCAUUUCCAUGGAGUAAGAAAACUCAGAAAGUAUUGUAGGCAGCCAAAAAGAAACAAUU
This is a messenger RNA of Gracilinanus agilis (Agile Gracile Mouse Opossum), 7344 nucleotides long. RefSeq names its product leucine rich repeat kinase 2 (gene LRRK2). Gene Ontology annotation, molecular function: protein kinase activity; ATP binding; protein binding. Gene Ontology annotation, biological process: protein phosphorylation. NCBI's taxonomy places the organism in Eukaryota, Metazoa, Chordata, Mammalia, Didelphimorphia, Didelphidae. The transcript has 49 exons. The coding region runs from base 13 to 7302 and encodes 2429 amino acids. The record is from RefSeq and is a predicted model, not a curated record.